AUGGAAGCACUGCUGGUGGGCAAGCUCAACAUCACCUUCCUCUGGAGCUAUCCUCAUGUCCAUGGCUGGAUCACCUGGAUUAACAAGUGGGUGGCUGGCUCAACAAAGAGGAACAAGGCACUCCACCUGAUCAGCCUGCUCAAGUGGCUGGACAGUGAGUCAAUCACCCCUGCAUCAUCUGGGAUGCCUCACACUGCCUCACAAGCCUUUGGCAAGCAAAAGUACAACCAGUCCAUGACCAAGGCCAUGAACAACAAUGAGCUGGUGGCAGCUGGCAAUGCCCUCCACACCAACAAGCAGCCCACCUUCAUCCUCUGGCUCCUGGACCAUGUGGAGCACUGCUCUGCUCCCUUCCAGAAAUCCCCACAGGACACCACAUCCCUGGCAGUGAAGUGCUACAUCCAGGUGCUGAUGGAGGUCUUCAACAGUGGCUACUGGCAGGAGAUUGUCAGUGUGAACUGCCUCAAGUGGUUGAGCACUGUCAACACCAUUGAGGCAAUGAUACCCACUGAGAAGUUGACCUGCUUCAAGACUGACAAGGAGUUCCAUCCCCUCCUCUCACUGACAUCCCUCUCGCGACUACGACCUUGA
Acanthamoeba castellanii str. Neff is the source of this 591-nucleotide messenger RNA. RefSeq lists its product as uncharacterized. The record is from RefSeq and is a predicted model, not a curated record. The transcript is spliced from 4 exons. The coding region runs from base 1 to 591 and encodes 196 amino acids. NCBI's taxonomy places the organism in Eukaryota, Discosea, Longamoebia, Acanthamoebidae.